AUGGAGGGUAGGAAAACACCAUUGGAAUUCGAGACAAUCAGACAGACACUCAAGGAGAAAGCAAGUCUCACGCCACGACAGCUCCAAUGGCUAUCAGGUCAUAUCAGAAUCAUGGACAACUUUGACGAUGCCGAACUGGAGACUAUAUGCGAAAUCAGAAUUCUGAGCAUUUUGGUCGCUAAAGGAGAUCCUCUUGAAAUCGCUAAAGGAACUCCCUUCACCGCACUGGACGAAUUUCUAGCAAAGCGCAAAGACUAUCACACCACAGUCGCAAAUGGCAAGAAGCUCCGACGAAUGGCUAGUUUACUGGGCCGAUUUGACCCGAUACCUUUCAACCCGCAAUCAUGGGAAAUGAACUAUGAGAGACUCCUGGGAAAGAAGGACACGGAGUGGCUGGCUCGCGUACUCCCACGCCCCCUACACAUGUUGGUGGGCCACGACACAACUCAAGCCAUCGCGGAACGAAACUCACGACGCAUUUCCAUUGCGUUUGCAUGCGUUUGUUAUCAGCACCAUAGUCGAUGGACUAGGUCGUACUAG
Fusarium graminearum PH-1 is the source of this 540-nucleotide messenger RNA. RefSeq lists its product as uncharacterized. The transcript is spliced from 2 exons. The record is from RefSeq and is a predicted model, not a curated record. Bases 1 to 540 code for a protein of 179 amino acids. NCBI's taxonomy places the organism in Eukaryota, Fungi, Ascomycota, Sordariomycetes, Hypocreales, Nectriaceae.